Messenger RNA from Acanthaster planci (crown-of-thorns starfish), 4199 nucleotides. RefSeq lists its product as uncharacterized. The record is from RefSeq and is a predicted model, not a curated record. Gene Ontology annotation, biological process: axon guidance; Wnt signaling pathway. Lineage: Eukaryota; Metazoa; Echinodermata; Asteroidea; Valvatida; Acanthasteridae. Gene Ontology annotation, cellular component: extracellular region.
GGAUUGGACAGGUGGGGGUACCCCUCCGUCCCAUAUCUUGCUUGGUAUACUCGUUAGUGUCGAGCUGUCUACACAGAAACACACCUUUCGGUUGGCAUCAAUUUGCGCCACUUCACUGCCGACUGAGCUAAGUGAUAGGGCGAUAUGUCAAACCAUAGAGCGAGGAGUUAAUCGUUGUAGAAAACGACUGGUGUGAAGACGACCAAAUCGAAACCAACAUUUUACGGACAGAAGUAAACUGGGAAUGCAUCAAUGAACAUAUGGAUCUUGAAGAUCUUGCAUCACAUUAACUACGAUGAGGAUUUUUGUGGCACUGUUUGUUAUUCUGAUAGCUGUAUUGGUACUGGCUGAAAUUGGAGAAGCCAAGAAAAAGAAAGAGCCUCAUAGAUCAGAAGCAGAAGCUGCUGAAGAUGCUGGGCGUCACCGUGGCAACAGGCAACGUGAGAAAGAGAGAAGGGGCAAGAAAAACCGUGGACGCCAAAAUGGGGAACAAACUGAUGGGGAUGUAGCAGAUCAAGAUGAUGCCACUGCUGACACUGAAGCAAUGGAACCUGAAGAGCCUCAGGAGGUGCCUGAAGCUCAGCCUCAAGAAGAAAGUUCGGCUCCAAGGAGAGGCAAAAAGAGACAGAGAGGUGAGGGAAAAGGAGGAGCCGAGCCAGACAAGACAGCUCGUAGGGCAGCCAAGGAAGAGCGCUUGCAGAAAAGACUUGAGAAACAAGCAGAGAAGGAAGCACGUAAGGAAGGAAGAGCAACUCGCAAGGAAGCACGUAAGGAAGCUAAAAGAGAAUCGAAACAAGCUGCUAAUGCCGAGAGGAAACAAGCGCGCAAAGAAGCUAAGAAGAUUCAACGACAAAACAUGACCAGUGACUGUACUGAACAUACUGAAUGCCCAGCAGGAAGCUGUUGCCAACAUCGUGGAGCUGUGCAGAAAUGUCGUGUUUUCAAUAAACCAGAGGGCAGUAGGUGCUUUGCUGAUUGUGUUUGUGCUGAAGGUUUGGAAUGUUUUAUUCGUGAGGGCAAGCAGUCGAAGCAUCCAGAUGGUAGUGCAAAGGGACGUUGUCGUAUGGUAGGAGAUGAGCCAACCAAUGAGGAACAAGCUCAAGAUGAGGAGUAAAUCACGGAGAUUGAAGAGGACAGGAUGGGGUAAUAUGUUCGGUACAGGGUUCAUAGUAAGAAGGAUUAUGAGUGAGAGUAGGGAAUAACAUCAAAUACUAACAAGAGGAAAAGUUUACUUCUUAGUGUUAUAUUUGCGUAUAAUUAUGUGCUAAUGUUGUUCAGGUUGUAGUUUCUACUGGUAAUCCUGACCCAUCGGUUGACUCGUGAUGAAGUUCAUUUCUGCCACAAAUGUUGAUAUCAGUUAAAUAUAUGAAAGGCUUCAUUCCAAAAUCAAUUUCCUACACCAUUCAGAUAUUGAGCAAUGUUUCCACAAUUAAUGGAUAUUUAAGAUAAAAUAGAGAGGUCUCCCUAAAUGUUAGCUUUUCAUUCAUCUGACUCAUUGAGUCAGAAAACCCCUGGAAACUGGCUGGAGGCAACUAUUAGAAGGUGAAAUUCAGAGUAGGACUGAAAUGGCACUUAUCUUGAUUUGGAAAAACCCCUUCAUAUUAUGUGCUUUCUUUGUAGAGGAUACGUGAAAUGACGUGCUAACAUUAGUGUCUCUUUUUUCACAACUCUGUAACCACAUAGCUGCUAAAACUUGUAGAAUAGAGGCCUUCUUGGCCAAUUGCAAAGGCCCAAAAAUAGUUGUGCUUCUGAUUACACGCCUCUCCAAAAUAGGUUUUAAAUGGCUUCAAUUUUUCAGUUCUGGUUAAAUGGCAUGAAUGGGGAUGAAAGCUUACAAAAUUUUCCAUAAAAAAAGAUAAGAACUUGCCUUAAUCAAUGUAACAGUAUCUACAGUCAACAGUUAUUCAGAGUUAUGGACAACAGAGCACCAUGCACAAUGCUAGUCGGGUAAUCAUGACGGCAAACUGGCUAAUUAUGUCGAGUGGUAAUGCGUGUUGCAUUUAGAGGGGUGGGCAAUAAACCUUUGCUGUGGCAGGAAACUUUGUGGUAACACGCUUACUUCAAAUACGUGUACCAGCAACAGAACCUCAAAUUAAAUUCAUGAACGCAGAAAAUUAUUCCAUUGGUGAGAGAUCAAGUUCUGUGAACUAACAGAAUCAAUGUUUUUACUGUAUAGCUGCCUGCAUGUAUGGUGUAGUGGAACGACGCUAUUUUGGCUAGGAUGCAUAGACUUCUGCAUUUCUAUCACGCCGCCUUUAGCAGAACCAGUGUAGGAUUGCUUCAUAUGCGAUGAGCAUUACUGCAAACGUGUUUUCACCAUUGCGAUGGCAAAACAUAAAGGGAACUUUUGAAAAUUAUGGCAGUUUAUUUCAGAAGUUGCAAGUGUAAGAAGGAAAACAUGUAAAUACAACUGUUUUAAUGUUAAAAAAAGGUUGUUCAGAGGUGUUUUGUAUUCUUGAAAAUAUCUAAAAUUUUGUUUUCUAACUUGCCAAUAAAAAUUUAGGUUCAUGCCGAAAAAUUAAGGUUGGUUAGGAAACCGGAAGCAGAACUAUUUUUGGGGGGCUCAAUUAAUAAAGUUUAUGUCCCUUGCUUUGUUGUAGGUUCAAGGCAGUUGGGUGUUGAAUUUCCUUUGAAUCAUGAUUAUCAAGCUGUAUGAAUAUUGUUGACUGUUUUUUAUGUUUUACCAAACUUACUAAGGUUAAAUGCACAAAAACUUAACUGUGUUUUACAGAUUCUUACAUUUUGUACGUCCUAAGUGUGAGUUUUUAUAGAUUUAUUUUUAAGUUCCUAAGUUUGAAUGAUUUUCAACCCUUUGAAUUUUUGCAGGAUCGAUGGUGUGCUAAUUUGUACAAUGUUAAAAAGUCUGUGUUUGUGUUAGUUCUUGUUGACAGGAUGAAAGGAAUUGAAACAAAAGUUGGGUUGUCCUAAAUGUGUGAUGAAAUUUUAGUUAUAGUUUUCAUUCUGAAAAAUGCAACAAUACACUUGUCACUGACAGAUGCAUGUACAUUCAUUUAUUUAAAAUCUCCAUUUAACCUGUAGAAUAACAAGAAUCAUGUUUGUAUUGUUUUAGUGCGGUAAGAAAAAUAUUUCUAUUCAAGUGAACAAAUUAUCGCUAACACUUUCAUUGUACAUUAGCGUAUGUUUUCAUUGCAGUUUGGGAAAUCUCAUUUUUUUCUAUAAAGGCGUUUUGUGAAGCAUUUAGCAUUAUAAUUGUGAAAGGCUAAAAAGCUUUUCCCUGAAUAAAAUACAGUAAUGUUGAAUGAUUUCAAGUCGCAUUAUCUGUGUAAGGUGCCAAACAAGUGCUGCUUACAUUGUAGGAAAAAUUUCUGCAGAGUUGUACAUGCAUUUGGAGUUUCAGUUGACUAAAUGAUCCAAACAAUUCUUCAUCCACUUUGAGACUGAUAACGAAGUAACUUGGACUUAACUGGCAAAUGAAAAAAUCAAUUUAUAACCAUUCUGUUUAUUCAAACCACCCCAAUGAAGCUUUAACAAUGAGGUACAUGAAUAUGCUAUAAGUAAGUUGUUGCCAUAAAGGUAGUGCCAAAAGCGUGUUCUAAAGGCAAUUAUGUUGACGCACAACAAAAGUAAUUUUUAUUGAUAUACACAAGUUACGUUUUCCCAUAAUAACGGUGUUUUGAAAUGCACUGAUAAACACCAUUGUCACCCUGUUUAGAGAGUACUUAGUAAUCAUGGCAGUUUAUUAUAUAAAACGUGCAAAGGGUACUUUAGUGUGAAUGUAUGAAGCUAACUUGGUUAUACUCGUUGAAAAAUGAACAUUUUGGUCUCGAUUCACUGAACAUAAAAUAGACCCCAUUGUUUGCACAAGUAAGUAUACCCAUGGUUCAACGUAUACGCAAAUUUAUCGGGCACAAACCUGAUAAUCAUAAUCUUGAAUUAUGUUGCUGAAAGAAAUUUGUUGGAACAAGCAGCACUCAUGUUUGCUGCUGACAUUUCAACAUUGGAAGGAAAAAUUCCAAUACAGCUGUUGCUCAGAAAGGACAUUUUUUAAACUAAAUAAUAUUAAUUUUGGUGAAAGUAGGGACGGUAGCGUAGGUUUUGUCUGUAUCGUUAUUCAUUCAUAGUAUAUUGCAGUCAUGGUAAUGUAAUUCUAUUUAGCAAAAGAGGUGCAGUAUAACCACAUUUAAACCACGCUUACAUUAUGAGAAACAUUUCUUAUUAAAAAAUAUUUAAAAUCUCGA